AUGAUCACCGUUUAUUGGAAUUUCAAAGGAGACGUGCAGCUGACGAGCCAUUUCAUAGCUAAUAAAGGAAGCAAACGCUUGGAUGCAGAGAUCCUGCUGCGGGAGCGGCCCACCCCCGGGGGCCGUCGCCCUGUCAGGCCGCCUCUGAAGCCGUCUCGGCCUUGCCAGAAACGCCUCCGGGCUCCGAGCGCGGAACGAGCCACGCGCGCGUCUGGAAAGGCCCUUCCGCGGGCGCCUCAGACGCGCGGGCCUCCCUCGCCGCUGGCCAAUGGCAGGCCUAAAGGGGGGCGUUCUCGGCGCGUCCAAGCCAACCCAGCGAGGGGCGCCGCGCCCGGGCUGCCUGAGCGCGGAGCUUCGCAGAUGGCGGCGGGAGGAGGCCGAGGCCUAGGCGCCCUCCUCCUCCUCCUCCUCCUCCUCGGGGUCACCGCUGCCGCCCAGCCGUCCCCGGAGGCCUUCCAGGCGGGCCUCGACACCCCGUUCUCCUCGCCGCCUGCCGCUGCUUCUGCGGCGCUUCACAGACGGUAUCUUCUGUAUGAUGUAAACCCACCUGAAGGUUUUAACCUUCGUAGAGAUGUCUAUAUUCGAAUUGCCUCACUCAUAAAGACUUUGUCAAAAAGAGAAGCUUGGGUAUUGGUUUUACCACCCUGGGGACGUCUCUAUCACUGGCAGAGCCCUGAUAUACAUCAGGUCCAAAUCCCAUGGUUCGAAUUUUUUGAUGUUCCAAGCCUCAAUAAAAACAUACCUGUAAUUGAGUAUGAACAGUUUCUUGCAGAAUCAGGUGGACCUUUUAUCGAGCAGAUAUACGUCCUGCAAAGCUAUGCUGAAGGAUGGAAAGAGGGGACUUGGGAGGAGAAAAUAGAUGAAAGGCCAUGUAUCGACCCGCCCACAUACUCAGUGGACAGACAUAAAUACUACAGGGGGUGGUUCUGGGGCUAUGAGGAAACACGAGGCCUUAAACUGGCCUGCUUAUCAGUCCAAGGUUCUGCUUCAGUCAUAGCUCCUCUUCUUUUGAAUACUUCAUCUAGGUCAGUGAUGCUAGACAGAGCAGAAAAUCUUCUUCACGACCACUACGCUGGCAAAGAAUACUGGGAUACUCGUCGAAGUAUGGUGUUUGCUAAGCACUUGCGUGUGGUGGGAGACAUGUUUAGAACCAAAUACCUUAAUUCCACUGAUGAGAGGGACAGGACACAGUACACUGAAGACUGGACAAAGAUGAAGGUAAAACUGGGCACUGCUGUUGGUGGCCCAUAUCUGGGAGUUCAUCUCAGGCGUAAAGACUUCAUCUGGGGCCACAGAAAUGAUGUACCAAGCAUCCAGGGAGCAGUUAAGAAAAUCACCAGCCUGAUGAAGACGCAUAAACUUGAAAGAGUGUUUGUAGCUACGGAUGCGGUCGCAGACGAGAUUGAAGAGUUGAAUGGCCUGCUUCCAGGGAUGGUGAGAUUUGAGCCUUCUCAGGAGGAGGUGAAACUCUACCGGGAUGGAGGAAUAGCAGUCAUUGAUCAGUGGAUAUGUGCACAUGCCAGUUAUUUUAUAGGUACUUCAGUCUCAACGUUUUCCUUCCGCAUUCAUGAGGAAAGAGAGAUUCUAGGCUUUGACCCCAAAAUGACUUACAACAGAUUUUGUGGUGAUGAAGAGAGAACUUGUGAGCAACCAACUCACUGGAAAAUUGUGUAUUAACAUAGAUCGCAACAGAGAACAGUUAACUUGUGGGUUCACCAAAGCAACAUCAUUUUUAUGGAAAAAAAUUAUUUUGGACUGUCUGUUGCUUUUGUAUUUUUGGAAUUAUACAUACACAAAGAAUGGCAGUUUAUUCUCUCAGCCAGACUGAGAUGGAUUAUGUUGUAAAGCUAAGUGAAGAGGCUUGGUGAAUGCAUGUCUAGAGACCCAUUAGUCAUUUGGACAGCAGAAACAGUCUAAGGCAGAGGAUGAAGCUGCUGAAUGCCCUCCAGAAUCGUACCACACUUAAGUAUUGUAACUGCUUCAACUACCUCAGAAUCAAAAUUGAGAACUUCCUUGUGCAUUUUAAAUAAACACAACACC
Eublepharis macularius is the source of this 2040-nucleotide messenger RNA. RefSeq names its product protein O-fucosyltransferase 2 (gene POFUT2). The coding region runs from base 1 to 1677 and encodes 558 amino acids. Gene Ontology annotation, biological process: protein O-linked glycosylation via fucose. The record is from RefSeq and is a predicted model, not a curated record. Gene Ontology annotation, molecular function: peptide-O-fucosyltransferase activity. NCBI's taxonomy places the organism in Eukaryota, Metazoa, Chordata, Lepidosauria, Squamata, Eublepharidae. The transcript is spliced from 12 exons.